CCUGGAGUGGGUUGGAUGUGCGGUACCCGUGAGGAGACUACACUUUGUCAAUAAUUUCUUCUCCAUCGGCUGUUGCUUAUACUAUAUCUACUCCAGGACUUGGACUUCCCAACAUUGCUACCACAAUUCGACGCCCAACCGGUAGUCACAAGCGAUUCACCACAUCCGAAUACUUAUUUGCCGUGUCAGAAAUACAAUCUAGACAACCAUGUCCGACGAUGGCGCAACUCCGCGGGAAUUGGUGGUCGAAGCCUGCCGGCGGGACCAGCCACACCUCCUCGAGCAAGUCAUGGAGGGACUAGAAGGGAAAUCGAACGAACAGGUCGCGGAAUUCUUCAACGGCGUCACAGACCCUCUAGGAAACCACGCCUUACACAUCUGCGCUACGUACGGUAGCUUCGACACAAUGGACGCCCUCUUCGACAUCCAAUACUUCGAAUGCGACCCCGUCACCCGCCUGGACGAGGACACGCCCCUCCACGUCGCCGUCCGCUACGCCAACGACAAGGACGCCGAGCUCGGGCUGGAGAUGAUCAAGAUGAUGUGCGAGGCCGGCUGCGACCCGCGCGUGCGCAACAAGCACGGCCAGAAGCCCGCCGACCUCGUCUUCAACAACCAGGAGAUCAAGUCCACGCUGCAGCAGGCGGAAUAUAUCCUUGCUGAGGGGCUCAGGGAUACGGCGGAUAAUGGUUCCAUGCAUGAUAGCGCCAGCGAUAGCGACUAAGGGCGGGUUCACAGAGGGGGUGGUUGUUUU
Molecule: messenger RNA, 754 nt
Organism: Aspergillus candidus
Lineage: Eukaryota; Fungi; Ascomycota; Eurotiomycetes; Eurotiales; Aspergillaceae
Product: ankyrin repeat-containing protein ANK1
Exons: 4
Coding region: 209-724 (171 amino acids)
Molecular function (GO): protein binding
Source: RefSeq, a predicted model, not a curated record